GGUUUUGCCAGGAUCUUCUUGUUUAUCCUUAUGCGAAAUCUGUGGGGCCCAGCUUUCCUCGGGCCAUCCAGGUGGAGGCCUCUGACUUAAACAUUGCCAAGUGACGCAGAACCCAUGGGCCCUGAGGCCCCUCAGCACUUCCUGUGUGGGGUAUAGAAACCCUCCUCCCCUCCCAGCCUCAGGUGCCUGCUUCAGAAAAUGAAGUAGUAAACUGACUCAUCUCCGCCAUCUUAGUAAAGCAAACGUCCAGUGAAAGAAGAAUGCAGUCGAGCACUCUCUGGAGAGUUCUGGGACUCUGCCUCCUGUCAGUUGGCACUUGGGGGCAGGAAGAUGCUGACAAAACUGAAAAUGAAACACCGAAACAAUAUAAAGUUUCCAUCUCAGGAACCAGGGUAGUGGUGACAUGCUUUCUGGAUCCUGCAACAAACUCAAUAAAAUGGGAAAAAAUUGAUGGAGAAGAAUCCGGUGAACAUAACGAACAACUAAUAAUUGAAAACUUUUCAGAAAUGGAGCACAGUGGUUAUUACGUCUGCUAUACAGACAAUGAAAAGAGUCAUUAUCUCUACCUAAAAGCUAGAGUGUGUGAGAACUGCAUGGAGGUUGACCUGACAGCCGUGGUCGUAAUCGUCAUAGUGGACAUCUGCAUCACUCUGGGCUUGUUGGUGCUGGUUUAUUACUGGAGCAAGAAUAAGAAAGCCAAGGCCAAGCCUGUGAAACGAGGAACUGGAGCUGGGGGCAGGCCCAGGGGACAAAACAAGGAGAGGCCGCCACCUGUUCCGAACCCAGACUAUGAGCCAAUCAGGAAAGGCCAACGGGACCUGUAUUCCGGCCUAAAUCAGAGAGGAGUCUGAUGGUCCCAGAAGACAAUGCUCAGGCCUGGCUCUCCUGGGGCAUCCUGCUGUUCCUUGUUCUCUGGACAAGUCUUGGACCCUACAGAGAAUUGUUCUUCGGCUUCAUGGUGAAUUCAUGCUCUACAGCCUUGUCCCUUGCUCCCCUCUUCCCGUCUUCGCUGCUGGUAUCCAGCUGUAGGCUAUUGCUGCUUUGCUGUCCUUGGUUAGGCCCUCACACCUGGCCUGCCCUCUUGUCAGCAUAUUUAUUUCUAUUAUUCACUCCCUGCUGAACUUUCCCCCUGCAUGAAUGUUAUUUCUGCCUUUUGUUCCCUCUUUUUCCUCCAUAGAAGUUGCCCCUUUCCCCUAACAACUCCAUAAAAAUUUAUAUUUUUCUUUUUUUAUUGAGUUUAUUG
This is a messenger RNA of Fukomys damarensis (Damara mole-rat), 1243 nucleotides long. It is a transcript of the gene Cd3e, whose product is annotated as CD3e molecule. The record is from RefSeq and is a predicted model, not a curated record. Bases 261 to 851 code for a protein of 196 amino acids. Gene Ontology annotation, biological process: positive thymic T cell selection; cell surface receptor signaling pathway. NCBI's taxonomy places the organism in Eukaryota, Metazoa, Chordata, Mammalia, Rodentia, Bathyergidae. Gene Ontology annotation, cellular component: alpha-beta T cell receptor complex; membrane; external side of plasma membrane. The transcript has 9 exons. Gene Ontology annotation, molecular function: transmembrane signaling receptor activity.